Messenger RNA from Musa acuminata AAA Group (dessert banana), 2011 nucleotides. RefSeq lists its product as uncharacterized. Lineage: Eukaryota; Viridiplantae; Streptophyta; Magnoliopsida; Zingiberales; Musaceae. The coding region runs from base 147 to 1742 and encodes 531 amino acids. Gene Ontology annotation, cellular component: Golgi apparatus; membrane. The record is from RefSeq and is a predicted model, not a curated record. Gene Ontology annotation, biological process: transport. The transcript has 5 exons.
CUUGCUAUUAGCAGCGAGAAAUCGUCGCCCAGAUCCAGAGCCACUCCGUUUCUCGCACGCACUCCUCUUCGAGGAGAGAGAGAGAGAGAGAGAGAGAGAGGGGGGGAGGGAGCGACUUAGAUCUCGAUCUCCUGUACGGUGGGCCAAUGGCGCGCGUCGAUCCCGCCACCGCCGAUCCACCUCUUCGUCUCCGCAACCAUGGUGGCUUUCUCUUCUUCUUCCUCCUCCUCCUCCUCCUUUUCUCCUCCGUCGAUGCCUCCGUCCACAGCUACAUUGGCGAGAAGUUCACGCCAAAGGGCAACGCGUUCGUCCUCCAUGGCGGCAGCGAGGGCCUUUACGCUUCGCUUCCCCACGCCAACACCACCGCCGGCCGCGGCGACUCGUUCAUCCGCUUUGAGAAGAUCACUUUCACACGGCCUGAGAAAUCUGUUGAGAACAGUAAAGUUGGUGAUUCUGUUUUGGUGCAAGCUAUCAUAUUUGAAGUAGAAGAUCGGGAGACAAUUGGUGGGUCAGCCUAUGGUGGUCAACGAGCUGUUUGCUGCACACCAGAUCUGGCAAAAUUGGGUGCUUGCACCCAAGGCACAGUCAUCUAUCGGCCCUCUGCUCAGAAUCCUAAAUGGCCUCAGGUGCUUGCUGCCACUUUUAAUGGAAAGGAUCUUGUUGCAACAUUGCCAUCCCAGAGUAUACCCAUCACAAGAACUGGGAUGUAUAACCUGUAUUUUAUAUAUUGUGACCCAGCUCUUAAUGGGCUGGUCAUAGAUGGGAAGACCGUGUGGAAAAAUCCCACUGGCUACCUGCCAGGAAGGAUGGCUCCUCUCAUGAACUUUUAUGGAUUCAUGUCUCUUGCAUUUGUGAUACUUGGGAUAUUUUGGUUUUCACAGUAUGUGAGAUUUUGGAGAGAGGUUCUUCCACUCCAGAACUGCAUAACACUUGUCAUCGCAUUAGGCAUGCUGGAAAUGGCAUUGUGGUACUUCGAGUAUGCUGAAUUCAAUGAAACUGGACUUAGACCAAUGGGGAUCACCUUUUGGGCAGUAACGUUUGGUUCAGUUAAACGAACAGUGUCGUGGGUUAUUAUUCUAGUUGUUUCUAUGGGGUAUGGUGUUGUCAGGCCUACCUUGGGUGGUCUCACAUCGAAGGUGAUUAUGCUUGGAGCAACAUUUUUCCUUGCUUCUGAGAUACUUGAGUUGGUGGAGAAUGCUGGUGCUGUAAGUGAUUUUGCCGGAAAAGCAAGACUCUUUUUGGUUCUUCCCGUGGCGCUUUUGGAUACAUUUUUCAUUAUAUGGAUCUUUACUUCUCUUUCCAAAACUCUGGACAAGCUCCAGGCAAGGCGAUUGAUAGCUAAGCUAGACAUUUACAGGAAAUUCACAAAUGCAUUGGCCAUCACUGUUCUUGUAUCUGUUGGAUGGAUUUGCUAUGAGCUUUAUUUCAAGUCAAAUGAUGUAUACAAUGGGCACUGGCAGAAUGCCUGGAUCAUUCCUGCGUUUUGGCAGGUCCUGUCGUUCUCUCUUCUCUGCGUAAUUGCUGCUCUUUGGGCGCCCUCUCAAAACUCAAUGAGAUAUGCUUACUCGGAUGAUGGAUCUGAAGAUUUUGAUCGAGAGGACUCACUUUCUCUAAUAAAGCCAGGACCAGUUUCUUCAAAGGAUGCUCGCCGUUCUGCUGGUUUGAUGGAUGCUAGAGCAGCUGUGAGCAAUGACACUACCACCUCACACAAUGGCGACAUCGAAGAAGAUAAAAGGGAGUAGCAACACGAUCAGCAUCUACCUGCUUGUAGUGGCUAGUUUGUUAUCGAAGGAUUUGAUUAGCUUGUACGACUUAGCAGUAAUUUACUUUAUAUCGGUUGACGAAAAAUAGUACUCGUUCUGUUGUCCUGUUGUUUUAGAGACCGGCAAAUAGCAAUCUCUUCUUUUAUCUUUUCAUUUCUUAGUCCCCCAUUCAUUCUUUUUUGUACCAAAUGGGUUUUCAAGAGGUGAAUUACUGCCGGAUUAUUCAAAAGUGUGCUUUGGAUUCUGCA